Molecule: messenger RNA, 1923 nt
Organism: Cyphellophora attinorum
Lineage: Eukaryota; Fungi; Ascomycota; Eurotiomycetes; Chaetothyriales; Cyphellophoraceae
Product: Transporter mfs1
Exons: 2
Coding region: 1-1923 (640 amino acids)
Biological process (GO): xenobiotic detoxification by transmembrane export across the plasma membrane
Molecular function (GO): fluconazole transmembrane transporter activity
Source: RefSeq, a predicted model, not a curated record
AUGGCUCAAGAAAUCCUCCGCGACUCGACUUUGGGUCUGCUAAUUCGCUUUGCGACUGGCGGACGCGUGUUGAAGUAUCCCGAGGAAGUAGAAGGCUUUCAGAUUCCCUCUGCAUACCACCAUGGCGACGAAAAGCGCCAACAAACUGUCGACUCCACGGCAUCGACACAAGCAGCACCGACCCCAGCAGAGGAGAAGGAUGUCGACGUGGAGAAAGACGCUGCUCCCGCAACACAUCCACCUCUAGACCGCGGCAGUACUCUGCGAAACACACAGACAGCGCCAGAUCGGGAGUUCUCUGAUUCCGAAGAUGGAGAUGGACACAGCAUCAGCCACAACCUCUCGCAGAUCACCUCACGCGCUCAAAUGAGCCAGGUCAACACCCGCGCAGAUCUGGAGCAGGCUUAUACCAAUGCGAGUUACCAGGAGCAGAUCAAGACGCAACCUUCGCGCCCGAUCGCGCCGACUCGAACAGCUGAUGGAACGAUUCUGGUAGAUUGGUACACGACCGACGACCCGGAGAACCCCCAAAAUUGGACCCAUCGCAAGAAGGCACUCGUCGUGCUGCAGAUCUACUUUUACACGCUUGCAGUCUACAUCGGUUCGGCCAUCAUCACGCCUUCCCAGCCUUACAUUGAGGAGAUCUUUCACGUCACGCCUGAGGUUGCAUCGCUCGGUCUGUCGAUGUACGUUCUGGGCUACGGAAUUGGGCCCAUGAUAUUUUCACCAAUGUCAGAAAUGCCCAUCAUCGGUCGCAAUCCUCCAUACAUGGUCACAUUCACCAUCUUUUUGGCGAUCUCUAUCGGAGUCUCCUGCGUCAACAACUUCCCAGCACUGAUCGUCCUGCGAUUCCUGCAAGGCUUCUUCGGCUCGCCUUGUCUAGCCACUGGUGGCGCUAGCAUUGGAGACAUCUACAACUUGUUCCGCCUGCCUUACUAUCUCACCGGCUGGGCAGCGUUCGCGACAGCUGGCCCUGCACUUGGCCCGCUCAUCUCUGGCUUCUCCGUCCCUUACACCAACUGGCACUGGUCCUUGUGGGAGAUUGUCUGGCUCGCAGCACCGGUCUACGUUGCGCUCUUCACCAUGCUCCCGGAAACUUCAGCCGACACUAUCCUCCUGCGCCGCGCUGCUCGCCUGCGACAUGCCACCGGUAACCCGAACCUGAAGUCCCAAUCCGAGAUCAACCAGUCACAACUGACGCUCGGCGAAAUCGUGGUCUCGAACCUCUGGCGACCAGUGCAGAUCAACGCGCUCGACCCCGCCGUGCUCUUCACCUCUAUCUACAUCGCCCUCAUGUACGCGAUCUUCUACAGCUUCUUCGAGGUGUUUCCCUUCGUGUAUGCUGUGGGCCUCCCUCGAGCUGGCAGUGUUACAAAAGGCUACGGACUCAACGCUGGUGAGAUUGGUCUGAUCUUCUUGUCCAUCAGUGUUGGUGUCUCAAUCGCUAUUCCGAUCUACCUGUGGUACCUGAAGUACAAGUUCGAGCCUCAGAUUCGCGCUCGUGGCCUGGGUGCGCCUGAGGAGCGUCUUGUGCCGGGCCUCUAUGCUUGCUUCUUGGUGCCUGUCGGUCUCUUCGUCUUUGGCUGGACAGGCUUCAACUCCCCAAAAAUCCACUGGAUCGUCCCAACUCUCGGCAUAGUCAUCUUUACCGUCGGCAUCUUCAUUCUCUUCCAGGUCGUCUUCAUCUACAUCCCGCUCACCUACCCACAAUACGCCGCCAGCUUGUUCGCAGGCAACGACUUUGCUAGGAGUUCGAUCGCAUGUGGUGCGAUCCAUUUCAGUAGGCCAAUGUUCUUGAACUUGGGUGUCGGCCCAGGUGUGAGUCUGUUGGCUGGUUUAACAUUCGGCGGUUGUGCGGGCAUUUGGGGGUUGUGGUAUUUCGGUGCGACGUUGAGGGCGAGGAGUCGGUUUGCUGCUAAGUGA